GCCAGACUAUCCUAUCAUUUCACGCCCAUGUUUUUUUAUCCCCCACCCCAGCAGCUGUACCAUCCUUCAGCCAGUGCGUUCUUCAGACAUAAAGAUAAUUACGCUACCUUACUUCUUUCUGACACUCUCACUUAUCCUCACCUCCAAUCUUCCUCGUCGAGCUUGAGUGCCUUUUCCAGCCUGUUGGUUCAAGCAUAUUGAUUAUGGCUAGAUGUGCGAUUGAAGAGUUGUCUCCAAAGAAGCGACCCCUGUCGUCCGGUGACGAGACAGAUGGAGCCGAUGGAUCAAGCCCGAAUCAGAUCAGCGAAUCCUUCUCAGAAUCCCGGGUCAACUUGCAGCCCGAUCGCGACACCUUGCUACGCGAUCUUGAAAGACUGGCGAAGGUGUUCGACGACGUCAGGGAGAAGCGACCUACAACAUCAACUGGGAUCGAGGAAGAUGAAACCCCCACCCAUGUUGAGCCGACACACCGGAAUACGGAUACCAGUGGAGUUAAGGGCAAGAAGCACGGGAACAAAAGUGCAGCUGAGUCUCGUUCGAAGCAAGCCCCACAACAUUCCAACGUAAGCGAGUAUCAUCGGGAAGCCAGCCUGUCUCAAAGCGGUAGCCAUCUGAACUCGACCAGAGCGGGAUAAUCAAGCCAACAUGACCAAACCUGCCUCAGGGACGAUUCCUCAUGACUGCUGGUUUGGAACAAUGCUCACUUGACUCAUGGUGUAUUAUCAUAACCCACAAAUGAGGUAUGCUCUUCCUUAAGAAAUUGAGAGGCGGAGCAUCCAAUUAUGAAACCUCUAUUUGUACCAGCUGUUGUACGGUAAUACCAGCAGAAUUCUUGGCUUCUGUUUAGUUUGAAUAAUUUGCACACUGUUUUGGGCCUUCUUGAUUGCAGGCGUAGUAUUUAUGUGGUUUGCAAUUGUUACUGUCCUCAGAAACAAACAAAUCAUAAAGAGAGCGAUUUGAAAUGCUUUUCCUUCA
Messenger RNA from Puccinia graminis f. sp. tritici CRL 75-36-700-3, 975 nucleotides. RefSeq lists its product as uncharacterized. The transcript has 5 exons. Lineage: Eukaryota; Fungi; Basidiomycota; Pucciniomycetes; Pucciniales; Pucciniaceae. Bases 204 to 635 code for a protein of 143 amino acids. The record is from RefSeq and is a predicted model, not a curated record.